Messenger RNA from Fomitiporia mediterranea MF3/22, 903 nucleotides. RefSeq lists its product as uncharacterized. The transcript has 12 exons. The coding region runs from base 1 to 903 and encodes 300 amino acids. Lineage: Eukaryota; Fungi; Basidiomycota; Agaricomycetes; Hymenochaetales; Hymenochaetaceae. The record is from RefSeq and is a predicted model, not a curated record.
AUGCCUAGUCUACUUGAAGACCUAAUAGUAGCUGUGGAAGGCUACAGACUUACUAAUUAUUUCGAUGUCACGAGUUUCGCCAUCUACGCCUAUGAUUAUAUGCUCACUUUCGAAGAUGAACGAUCAAUAAUGUGGCCGAAAAGAUGGUCACUUAUGAAAGUUUUGUUCUUCAUGGUCCGAUACUUGCCUCUCGUAGACCUGACAAUUACAUUUGUGGUUAAAAAAUUAGGCAUUAUGAACCUCGGCAUUCUCAGUGCCGAGGCCAUCCUAAUAAUCCGAACAUAUGCAAUAUGGAACGAGAAUCGUUCCGUACUCAUCCUGCUUAUCGGAUGGGCCUUAGCGAAUCUGGCUUCGAGCGCCGUGUUUUUAGGCCUCUUCUUGAAGUCGCUCGGUUGGAUGCGUCUUCCACCUGGCCCUUUUGGUUGUCUUGUUACUUCGGGAAACGGUCUACUUGCAGAAGUAUGGGUUAUCCUUAUGAUAUACGAAUCAGUUCUCAUUGUGUUAUUGGCGAUCAAGGGGAUUCAAUUGUACAAAGAACAAGGGAAAACGCCUAUCAUUCUAGCGCUGUUUAGGGAUGGUGUGGUGUUUUCUUUUUCCUCUUCGAUCGACGCACUCAUUCACGCUUGUGUAGGAGCAAUUUUCUAUUUAUAUAUCUAUGCCUUAAUUGCAUUUAAAGCUUUGUCGGUCGCAAAUGUAGCCGUGAUUCUCACUCUUAAUGGAUGCUUGCAAGUCCGAGGUACAGUGGGUAGUGAAUCUGGGAUAGGAAUCGGAAACAACACCGUUACGUUUUCGUUUGUUACAGAACAACUCGAAGGCAGGGAAUCGCAGGAUUUGACUUCUUUAGACGUUUCCGAUCAAAGUUUUCAGUCUCGGUCGGGAGGAGUUGAAAAGGGGGUAUGUUGA